GCCAACAAAAAGAAAAAUCAAGAAACUUUCCCUGAAAAUUUUCAUUUCCCGGGAAAUUUCUCCUCUUCCGCCCAAACAGAACAGAAAAUCAUCUUCUAAACCACUUCCUAUCCUCUCUCUCCUCCACCAUUCCGCACAACCUCUGCUAAAUUCUCAUGCGUAUAUAUAUACACACAUAUAUAUAUUUAUAGAAAUCCAAACCCUAGCUCUGAAUCUCCGGCCAUGGCCGGAGAAUCCACCCAUCCCGAUUCCAAAGCCUCGUCCCACAAGCCAUCCUCAUCUUCCGCCGUCUCUCACCGCAAAUCCCGCUGGCAACAACCUACCAGCGCCGCCGCCGCCGCUUCUUCAAACCCACCCGUCUCCGCCGAUCCCAAGGUCUCCAAACCCAAAGCGACCUCCUCCCCAAAGCCCGGCCCAACCACUCGCAGCCCGGCCCAGCUCCCGAAGCCCGGCCCAACCCCCGCCGCCGGCCCAAUCCCCGCUCUGGGCCUGCCACCACCGCCGUCGCCGUCCUACGGCUUCCACAUGCUCGAGCGCCGCACAAUUGUCCUCGCCGACGGCAGUGUCCGCUCCUACUUCGCCCUCCCUCCGGAUUACCAAGAUUUUCCUCCUCCCGCCGCGAGGUUUUUUCCCGGUGGACCAGUGAGCCCCGUGGGGCCGAACCGGCACCAGGAUUACUGGAAUUCCCUAGGUCUCGACGGGCCCGCGAAGCGGAAAUUCCCCGACGAGGAAGAUACGGAUCAAAGGCGUUACGGCGAAGAUUCGAGAGCUUCCAAGUAUACGAGGACCGUUGGGGGCUUUGAUAAUGGCAAUAACAAUAAUAAUAAUAAUGUAGGGCUUAGGCAAGGCUCUGGUAGUGGCGGUGGUGAUUAUAAUCCGGGGCAUAAGCAUCUGGACGUUGACCAGAUUGAGCUGAAGAAAGCGUUUCUUCGAUUCGUGAAGAUCCUCAACGAGAACGCGAAAGAGAGGAAGAUCUACUUCGAGAACGGAAAGCGUCUUCAGUGUGUUGCUUGUGGCAGGUCUUCUAAAGAUUUUCCAGAUACGCCUAGUCUGAUCACGCACAGUUACAACUACGAUAAUGAUGACUUGCGUGUGGAUCACUUGGGCUUGCACAAAGCUCUUUGUGUUUUAAUGGGGUGGAACUACUCAAGACCUCCUGAUAACUCAAGGGCAUAUCAAUUUCUUUCUGCUGAUGAAGCAGCAGCAAACCAAGAUGAUCUAAUUCUUUGGCCGCCAAUGGUGAUAAUACAUAAUACACUUACAGGGAAGAACAAAGAGGGACGCAUGGAAGGUUUGGGAAACAAACUUAUGGAUGCCAGAAUUAGAGAUCUUGGAUUCCAUGGAGGGAAGUCAAAGUCCUUGUAUGGCAGAGAUGGCCAUUUGGGUAUUACACUCAUAAAGUUCUCUUCUGACCAAGCAGGCCUCAAGGAGGCCAUAUGCUUGGCGGAACAUUUCGAUCAGGACAACCGUGGACGCAGGGCGUGGGCCCGUCUACAGCCUUUGACAAUUGGCACCAAGGAUGAUGAGAACAAUCCACACCUCAUGCAAUUCGACGAGAGGACGCGGGAGAAAAAGCGGAUUUUUUAUGGCUAUCUUGGAACUGCUACUGAUCUGGAUAAAGUUGACUUUGAGACAAAGAAGAAGGUUGUGAUCGAAAGCUGGAGGGAGUACAUGGCAUCCAAAUAGACUUUGAUCUGGGCUUCACAAGGAUGUUAUGUCACGUGUCAAGGAGCAAAGCCAAUGGGCUCAACUGGGCCCGGCAACUUUACCCACUCCUAUUUUUUUGUGUGUGGGCCCAGCUGAAACAGUGUCUGAAGGAGGGAGUUCCAAAAACACCAUCAAGAAAAAUAUGAAGUGACGGCUGUGACGCAGAUUCCUUAGGGUACCAGAAGACAGCCCGAAAGGGUCUAAAAGACUCAACACCUUACAACAUUGAAGAAUAGUGUGUGAAAAAGAUGUCCUGUUAGUGAGAUGUCACAUUAAAAUUACAUCAUAUGAGUACAAAAUUAUUUUAAAAAAGUUAAAAAGUAUAACUGAUAAAAUUCAA
Morus notabilis is the source of this 2047-nucleotide messenger RNA. Its product is annotated as protein SUPPRESSOR OF GENE SILENCING 3 homolog. The transcript has 4 exons. The coding region runs from base 223 to 1686 and encodes 487 amino acids. Gene Ontology annotation, biological process: regulatory ncRNA-mediated gene silencing. The record is from RefSeq and is a predicted model, not a curated record. Lineage: Eukaryota; Viridiplantae; Streptophyta; Magnoliopsida; Rosales; Moraceae.